Molecule: messenger RNA, 636 nt
Organism: Cordyceps fumosorosea ARSEF 2679
Lineage: Eukaryota; Fungi; Ascomycota; Sordariomycetes; Hypocreales; Cordycipitaceae
Exons: 1
Coding region: 1-636 (211 amino acids)
Source: RefSeq, a predicted model, not a curated record
AUGAAGUUCUCAGUGACUCUUGCUGUUUUUACUGGAUUCGUCGCGGCUGGUCCCGUGGCGAGGAGAGCUCCGGCAAAAUCUACCGGCCGCAACUAUGAAUUGUCCAAAACGAAGAGAGCCUUCGGCGACUUUGGCGGCAGCUCUGGUCGAGGUUCUCAGGGAGGCUUCGGCGGUGCCGUCCCGGAGACUGACCCGGAUGCCUUUCUCAGCCCCUUCACUGGCCUUGGCGACCCCUCGACCUUGCGCCCAGUGGGACAGAAGAGACAAGACUUCCCCCAAGGCCUGCUUGGACCAGACUUUGAUGACGACGAGUUCUCGAGCUCCCAGGGAGGCUUCGGCGGUGCCGUCCCGGAGACUGACCCGGACGCCUUUCUCAGCCCCUUCACUGGCCUUGGCGACCCCUCGACCUUGCGUCCAGUGGGACAGAAGAGACAAGACUUCCCUCAAGGCCUGCUUGGACCGGACUUUAAUGACGAUGAUUUCCAGGUUAACGACCUUCUUCCUUUUGACCGGCCGCAGGGACAGGACCCCGAGGAAGUUUUACACCAGAAUGGACUUGUCGACCCUUCGAAGCUUCCUCCGUUGACUGAUGAGCAGAGCGCGAGGCUUGCCUCUCUUGGCCUGGCCCGCCAUUAG